This is a messenger RNA of Aedes aegypti (yellow fever mosquito), 5340 nucleotides long. RefSeq names its product ATP-binding cassette sub-family A member 1. Gene Ontology annotation, biological process: transmembrane transport; lipid transport. Gene Ontology annotation, molecular function: ATP binding; ATP hydrolysis activity; lipid carrier activity. Gene Ontology annotation, cellular component: membrane; intracellular membrane-bounded organelle. NCBI's taxonomy places the organism in Eukaryota, Metazoa, Arthropoda, Insecta, Diptera, Culicidae. The coding region runs from base 126 to 5147 and encodes 1673 amino acids. The transcript is spliced from 8 exons. The record is from RefSeq and is a predicted model, not a curated record.
GGAACCUGUCGGGGUAGAUUCUUUUUCCGACCCGUAAUCGGUUUUACGCUUUAGUUGUGCGAAGGAACUGCAGAAAUACGGACUAGCGUUGUUAAGUCAAGUUAAAAAGUGUGAGUUGCCAAUAAAUGACCGUCAUCACUGCUCAAGGACCAUCUACCGCUAAUGUCCUUACACAAGCAGCAGGAACCACGAACGGUGCAAAGUUCGUUCUACUACUAUGGAAGAACUUCCUGCUCCAUUGGCGGAGCAAGAUCUCUUCUAUGGUAGAGAUAUUUAUUCCGCCAUUCUUCAUGCUUCUUCUGGUAGGCCUCCGAAGCCUAACAGAAGUAAAGAUCAAUUCUUAUGAAUCGAUAUACGAUCCGUUGGAUGUAACCAACUUUACUGGAAUUAGAAAUAACCUAGUGGUUCCCUUUGCACCUGUGAUAGCUUACACACCGAAUACGACGUUUCUUCAUGAGUUGAUGCAGCCUGUAGCAGAAUGGACCGGACUAAGUUUGGAAACCUUUUCUACAGCUAACGAAAUGCAAUACUUUCUAAUGGCUUCGAAUUCCUUCGUUGGUGUUCAAUUCGACGAUCGUUAUGCGGAACUAACCAAUCUUCCACAAAAACUGAAUUACACGCUGCGUUUUCCCGGUGAGCUCCGAGCACAGUUUGGAAUAACUCACACUUGGCGUACGUUUUCGCGCUUUUCGUCACGACCUGAUGGAGGCGCUCGGUUCUACACGUACGACGAUGGUGGACCUAGUCCUGGCUAUUUCCGCGAGGGAUUCCUUAGCAUUCAGCAUUUUAUUUUCAAAUCGUUUGUGGACAAAGUAAAAGUGUUGAAUGAAGAUGUACCAGAUGUGAUAGUGCAACGAUUUCCAUACCCACCGUUUAUGGACGAUAGCUUUCCAUCCAGUUUGACAACGUUCUUGCCCAUAUCAGUGAUGCUGGCAUUUAUCUAUCCGUGUAUCAGUAUAGUGAAGUCAAUAAUUUUUGAAAAGGAAAAACAAAUUAAAGAAGCUAUGAAAAUAAUGGGACUAAGUAACUGGAUUCUGUGGUGCUCAUGGUUUGUGAAGUGUUUAUUUUUUAUCGUAGUAUCAAUAUCGUUGGUGGUCUUGUUUCUUAAAGUGCCUUGGUACACUACUCCCAACGUUUCCGUACUCACGCACUCAGACUGGGGUGUGAUAUGGCUGUUUUUCUUUAUCUAUGGAAUCGCGAUUAUUACGUUUUCUUUCAUGCUGAGUACACUGUUUUCGAAGGCAAAUUCUGGAGGAGCUGUGGCUGCGAUAAUUUGGUUUUUGGCGUUCGCUCCAUUCGCUGUUAUGGAUCAGGAUUAUGGAAGUCUCACUAAAUCUGACAAAUUAGCGGCAUCGCUUUUAUUGAAUACGGCUAUUGGAUUCGGAUUGCGAUUGAUAGGAGUCUAUGAAGGAACUACCGAAGGAAUGCAGUGGUCAACGUUGUUCCAUGAUAGUGACGUCGAUGAUAUAACUCUCGGCAUGAUUAUGCUAAUGCUGUUGGCCGACGCUGUCAUAUACUUGCUGAUCGCUUUGUAUAUAGAACAAGUAUUUCCUGGAGACUUUGGAUUAGCGCAACCUUGGUAUUUUCCAUUUUCGAAACGGUUCUGGCUGGGAGAAUCUCCGAUGAAAGAAUCAAUAGAAAGCGAACCCAACUCUGUUGACGAAAACAUUGAGGAUGAUCCGAAAGGACGCCCGGUGCGCAUCCGAAUCAAAUCGUUGCGCAAAGUGUACUCCAACAAAAAGGUAGCUGUCGAGGGAUUGACUUUCAAUUUGUUCGAAGGUCACAUCACUGCGUUGUUGGGACACAACGGUGCGGGUAAAACAACCACCAUGUCGAUGCUUACCGGUAUGAAGCGGCCAACGUCAGGAACGGCGGAAAUUUGGGGCUAUGAUAUUCGACAUGAAAUGCAAAGCAUAAGAAAUUCGCUGGGAUAUUGUCCUCAGCACAAUAUUCUAUUCGAUCAGCUCACAGUCCGGGAGCAUUUGUAUUUCUACGGGAGAUUGAAAGGAUUAUCGAAGACACAAGUCGAAUAUGAAAUUGAAAAAUAUAUAAAGUCGUUGGAGCUGGUUGAUAAAACCAAUGUGCAGGCCUCGAGUCUGUCUGGGGGUAUGCAGAGGAAGUUGUGUGUUGGAAUCGCUCUUUGUGCGGGAUCGAAGGUUGUUCUUUGUGACGAGCCAACUUCUGGAAUGGACCCUGCAGCAAGAAGAGCUUUGUGGGAUUUAUUGAUAGCUGAAAAAAGUCGACGCACUUUGAUACUGUCAACACAUUUUAUGGAUGAAGCGGAUAUGCUAGGUGAUAGAAUUGCCAUCAUGGCCGAUGGUAAAUUAAAAGCGGUUGGUUCCUCAUUUUUCUUGAAAAAGAAGUACGGCGUUGGAUAUCGAUUGAUUUGUGUUAAAUCGCCAGAGUGUAACGUAGAUGUAGUAACCGAAUUACUCCGAAAUCAUAUCAUGGAUAUAUCGGUGGAGUCGAAUAUUGGAUCUGAGCUAUCGUACUUGCUUCAUGAAGAACAUUCACAUAGAUUCCAACCAAUGCUGGAAGAACUUGAGAAUAAUUGCGAUGCAUUGAAUAUACUGGAUUUUGGAAUUUCCUUGACAACUUUAGAGGAAGUGUUCAUGAAGGUUGGAUCAGAUUCAACACACAUUAGUGAUGCGGUGAGCAUGUCAAGUCUGUUAACUAGCUCAACUGAUGUAGAAACGAAUUCCAGUGUAGGAGAUUACGAGUUACUCGAGGGAUUCCGACUAUUCCUGUGUCAGAUAAAAGCAUUAUUCUUGAAGAAGAUAUAUCAAACGUAUCGCAACUGGUUCUUGCUGUUGGUGCAAAUUGGCAUUCCCAUCUUGUUUGUAUCAGUUACUAUUGCUGUAGUUCGAGCCUGGGUUGGAUCACGUGAUAUGCCACUUCGAGUACUAUCUAUCAGGACCCACAAUCCAUCGGUAACGCUCGUGCAAGUGGAUCCGCAGGAACAGCGAUCCGGGUUAACAAAAAUAGUAUUGGAAAAUUACUUAAACCAUCUUCGCUGGACGGAAGGCCUGGUUAUAAGUUUGAUAAAGAAAUUCAUUAUUGAAAUAUUUUUACUACUCGCAAAUGAGAACCUCAUUGUGGUGAACCGAUUAUACGUAAUCGGUGCUAGCAUUCUCAAUGACAACUACACGGCAUGGUUUAACAAUGAGGCACUUCAUUCUCCUGCGAUCUCGUUAGCCACUAUGCACAAUGCACUGCUGCGUACUUUUGCAAACUCGACAACAUAUCGGAUUGACGUUGCGAAUCAUCCACUUCCCUUCACGGACGAAACAAGAGUGCAAAUGAGCAGAGCCCACAACAAUCUAGGCUUCCAAUUGGCUUACAACACGGGCUUCGGUAUGGCCUUCGUAUCUGGAUUUUACGUGAUAUUCUACAUUCGCGAACGAGUGACCAAAGCCAAGCUGCUACAGUUCGUCAGCGGAGUUAAUCGUUUUGCAUACUGGUUUACUGGCUUCAUUUGGGACUACUUCACAUAUUCCAUCGUUUGCCUGUUCAUUAUAGCCACUGUUGCCUGUUUCCAGGAGCCAGGGUUCAGCACAGGAGAAGAAGUGUUCCGGUUAUAUGCAAUUCUUUUGGUCAUCGGCCUUCCAGCGCUGCCACUAACCUACAUUACAACACUUUAUUACACAAUACCGUCUUCUGCAUUUAUACGCGUCAGUGUUGCAUUUAUCGUCACUGGAACGGCGCUGUUCAUAUUCGUAUUUUUAUUGGGCACAGACAUGUUCCAGCUAGACGAUCUUGCUGAAACGUUAUCAACGGUGUUCCUUAUAUUCCCACAUUUCACUCUAUGCGACGCCAUCGUUAAUUUAAGUCGCAUGUCGUUAACGAUGAACAUGUGCGAAGCGCCAAGACCUCCAGGGGUAACACCUUUGCCAGUUUGUGGUGAAGAUCUGCAUUAUGUGCAGUGGGAUCGCCCUGGAAUCGGUCGACACUUGUACUACAGCUUAGUAAUGACUGCGGUAUACUUCGGUUUAUUAUUUUUACUAGACUUUGCAGUAUUAAAAGUACUGAUUCAGAAAACGAGAGAGUGGUAUUAUAGAGGACAAUACAAACUGGAGGAAAAUAAUCAUGAGUUGGAUUCAGAUGUUCAAGCAGAAAAAGAGCGAAUGGAAGCGAUGACUGAUGCGCAAAAGAAGGAUACUAAUUUGGUUGCUCAUAACAUGACAAAGUACUACAAUCGUUUCUUAGCCGUUAACAAGCUGAGUGUAGGAAUCAACAGCUAUGAAUGCUUCGGUUUGCUUGGGGCGAAUGGGGCUGGAAAAACUACAACCUUCAAAAUGCUGUCCGGUGAUGAAAGCAUUUCAUUCGGCAACGCCUGGAUCAAAGGCCACAGUCUGAAGACAAAUUUGAAAAAGGUUCACAAGCACAUCGGUUAUUGCCCUCAGUUCGAUGCGCUAAUAGAAGACCUUACCGGGCGGGAAACGUUAAAACUGUUCUCACUGCUACGGGGUGUACCGAAUGAUACGAUCCCUCAGAUAACGCUAUUUCUGGCGAAAGAGUUCGGUUUCGUGAAACAUUUGGAUAAGCAGGUAAAAGCCUACAGUGGAGGAAACAAGCGAAAGUUAAGCACGGCAUUGGCUUUACUCGGAAAUCCAUCGGUUAUUUAUCUGGAUGAGCCAACGUCAGGGAUGGAUCCUGGGGCAAAGAGAAAUUUGUGGAAUGGAGUUUGUCGUGUGCGAGACAGUGGAAAGACUAUCAUUUUAACAUCACACAGCAUGGAGGAAUGUGAGGCACUGUGCACACGACUAGCCAUUAUGGUGAACGGAGAGUUUAAGUGCAUUGGGUCAACGCAACAUUUGAAAAACAAGUUUUCCCAAGGAUUUGUGUUGAUUAUCAAAGCAAAACGAGUUGAAGCAAACCCAAAGGCCAAAGAAGGAUCGGAGUCUCAUGUGACUGAUCUACAGAAGAUUAAGGACUUUGUUACAGUUAACUUUUCCAACACACAGCUAAAGGAGGAGUACCAGGAUUUGCUCACAUACUACAUCCACUCGCAGGAUUUGAAAUGGUCACAAAUAUUUGGUUUGAUGGAGAACUGCAAACGAACACUCAAUGUGGAAGAUUAUUCGAUUGGUCAAACUAGUCUAGAGCAGGUAUUUCUUCUAUUCACAAAGUUUCAAAGAGAGGAAUAGACGACGGGCAAUGUAUUUAGAUAGUGCGAUAUCGAAUAUUGUUAACGUUUUAAAUAGUUUAAUAUUAAGACUUAUUGUUAGGUAUUUAUUUACACGAGCUAGAGAGCACACCGGGAAAGAACGAACGAAGCGUUUAUUAUUAAGCGUUGUCGGAAUAGCUGAAAAUUAGAAGAACAAUUAAUGGUACUCUUUA